CAAACUUUAUAAAUAUUUUAUCCAAUCUUAGCGAGCUAUGCACCUCUAAUUAAAAAGGAACCUUUCCAUGAAAUCUGCUAAUUUCUGUUCAUAGUUCCCAGAGGAUGAAUCCUGAGAGUUUCAGUGACCUGCUGUUCUUUCUCAUUUGAAUUCUCAAAUACUUUUCCUCUAGUGCCCCCCUCAGGACCAGAGGUGCAGUGUCAGUCCUGCUUACAGUGAUGAUGAUAACGUAUCUCACUCACUGAGGUCAAGUUGCACUCACUGCAGAUCCAGAAGAGGGUUUAGCUUCCUGUCUUUGGGGUUAGAUCAGAGUAGGCAAAGAGAAAAUGUGAGUGAGUGGAAGUGUGUGGAUGUGAGUCAUCACCAGGUACAUUCGCCUGAAGGAGACCUCAGCUUACAACCCGCUCAUUUUCUCCACAGUGGUGCAAUUCAGUUAACCCACUGCUGCCCAAAGGCAAUAAAUGGUGGCAAACGGCUAUUAGCGACACGCUGGUGUGGUAUGAGUCAGUUGUUCGACAGGUGGAGGCAGUUAAUGAAACUCCGACUUUAACAUUUCUCUCAAUGAGGGAGAGUGUGGGUAUGCAUAUAGGUCAGAACAUCCUACAGUCUUUGUAUCUGCCUGUGCUAAGACAUUCACACCAGAUCAUUAGUUUUAACAUUCCUCAUGCUCUGCACUCUUUUGCUGUGCAGACUUAAUUAAACUCGGGCAAGUCUGUGACUCAAGUUUUUCCUCCUACUGAUCACCUGUCACCAGCGACCUUUGUGUUUAUUAUUUGCUGUUUUUUGCUCACAUGAAGACCUACUCUGUAUUUUAAAUGCCAUGGAAUAAAAUAAUAAGCUAUGGUUGUCUUUAUUUGUUAUCUUGGGUGUGUCAUUUCAGUUUCAAUUUCAGUGUAGCAUUGCAGUAUAAUGAGGAAAGAAAUCCCCACCAAACUUCAUAAUUAUACAAACAGAGACCUUUUUAAACCACGUAUGCCAACCUUUGCAGUUAAUAAACAUUAUUUAGACAUUCUUUAAAUGACUAGACAUUUAUAACUCAUCGUUUUGCAUAGCAACAUGUUGAAAGCAAAACUAAACUUGGAUGACAAGCUUUUGAUGUCCAAACCGCAUAAUCAGUUUUGGGGAUUUUCCAUCACAUGCAGUACAUUUAAUUCCACUGAUUAAAUUACUUAGGAUCGCUGCCAUGGAACUAGUGCUGCAGUAAAGUUUGAAUAACAAAGGCUGACAUCCAAACUUCUUCCUUGUACCAGACCAGAGAACAGGCUCGAUGUUAGUUUAAAUGAGGCUUUGUUUCUAUGUGUAUAAAGGUGUAGCAGGAAACUCCCUCUUAUCAGUGCUCCUCCUGACAAUAGCAGACUGUUCCCCCUGUCAGUGUGAAGGAAGACCUGCAGACAAACAGUGCUGAGCCAUGAGCCACGCAGUUGAGCAGCUGUUGAUCAUCUAUGAGUGUGAGGCACAGCAAUGGGCCACAUAUCUGCGUUCCCUCUUCACCGGUUCCCUCUCAGAGGCUUCCAUCUGCUCCUACGACAUCGCCACUGUGUCCAGCCGGCAGGACGACUUCCUCCGCCUGUCCCAGUACUCCUGCAAGCUCCUCAUCCUCUCCAAGGGCAUGCUGGAGGGGCUGUGUCCGAAGCGCCGUUUCUUCCUGGCCCGUGUGUUGUGUCCUGCGACUGCUGUGGUGGUGCUCCUGUGUGGGGUGGAGAGCCUGGCCCCCCUGCUGGAGCAGGUCCCUCUGAACGGAGACGAUUGCCUGCAGGUCUCCAGUGAACAAGAUGUUCACGAGUACCUGUCCGCUGUCACUGAUAUUGUGAAAAAAGGUGCAUUAGCUUCAGCUGCAAAUGUCAAACCCCUGAUACGUGGGCUAUCAGAGCGAAAGGCUGCAGCCCGCAGUGUCAGGUCCAUGGCUGUUGUUCCCUCCAGAGUUCCCUGUGGGAGCUCCAUGGAAGUGUUCAUUCUUUUGAAAAAUGAGUCGGCUGGCAGCGACGCUGAGGUUGAGUUCACCGCUGACAAUCAGAGGCUGAGAGUGAAGCCCGUCUGCUGGAAUGAACGGAUCCUCUGUGUCAAUGCACCAGAUUUUCCAGCAGGACAUGUGAGAGUGACUGUGUAUAGCAAUGGGGUGCCACUGAGCAAGGCACAGCUGCAUACUACAGCAACAUGGAGGAAAUAACCCUGCCUUCUGGCAAGGGCAGCAGACCCUGUAGAUUUCAUGUGUCAGGCUCUUCAGCAGUCUUCUGUGCAGAAUCUGGACCAGAAGUUAACCUCCAUGUUGUUAAAGCACAUGCCCAACGGAGGGUUUCAGGGACUGCAGUGUGAAAACACACCCCAGAGAGAGCUCCACCAUUCAGAUGUCCCAUCACUUCUCCACUUUGCUGCCCAGUAUGGCUUCAGGAGCGUGUCCAGCGUGCUCCUGCAGUGUCCCGGUGCAGAGCGAGCGCUGCACACCGCCAACCGCCACGGACACACUCCCACUGAGAUAGCCAAGAGACACGGCCAUACCCAGCUUCACGUCCUUUUGAAGGAAAGGCUGAAUAUGUUCAGCUCAGGCGAGGACAAUGGUGAUGCCAGUGUGUACGAAAUGAUGUGCGCUGCAGGGACUACUUCCAGCAAACAUGCAGAGCCACCAGCAGAGGAGGGGGAGGAGGAAGAUAUCUAUCAACCACUGGAGGUGGAGGAUGAAUAUGACUCCAUCCUGAACUCAACAAAAGCUGUGGUUAUUGCCAAUCGCCCACCAGCACCCACACCUCGGCCUGAGGGCACCCAGGUGAAGGAGGACGGCACUCCUUACAUCACCAAAGUGUUCCAGAAGAAGAAGCAACAGGGAGAAACUGAUCUGUACUCACUUCCCACUAAACAAGCACGUGGGCGAGAGGACAGCAUCUCUGCCACCGAUGAUACGUUCGUGCCGAAGCAGAUGAGCGGUCUGCAGACCCUCAUCGAGCUGCAGCAGAGUGUGAGGGGGGCACUCACCGUGGACGCAGCUCUGGAGCGCUUAAGCGACUGGCAGCGGGAUCAGAAGGGCGGGGAGGAGGUGCAGCAGGAGAAGUUGAAUCAGCUGAGAGCCAGUAUCGUCAGCAGUAGAGAGGCUGAUGACAGUGUCUACGAUAAAAUCAACAUCGUUCAUCACACGCCAAGUGUUACAGAGAGUGAAAGUCGAAGGGGAAGCCAAGAAGUGAAGUCUAAUGUUUACAGCAAGCCACUUAAAGGACAGCAUUCAAAUUCCUUUUCAAAAGCUGACAAACGAUGAAGGCUCCAACAUUCCACAAAGACUCCAUUUUGCCACCAGAUUGAAUUCAUUUGAAUACAUAGUUUGUCAUGUUAAUUGUAUAAUUAACAAAGAUUUAUAUUUCUAUCUUUUUAUAAUUUGUUUUCUCCUGCUUGUUUGGCCGCUAUUGCUUCUUUUAAAACACAAUGGAAGGUAAUUGUGGUUUAGGUAAAAGUUAUUACAUAUAUGCUGAAAUAUACAAUUUGUGUUAGAAACUGGGAUGGACAUUUAUGACUCCCAGAAAAUGAUGAAUGGAUAAUGAAAUAAAUAUUUAGCAUUAGUGUCAUGUUAGCUUUUUUUUAAAUAAAUGCAUGUCAUUCAAGUUUUUUAUGUCAACAUCUACUAUGAAUCACAAUCUGAAUUUAAGAUUAUAUUGUAUAAAUGUCAUCUUGGAAAUAAUUAAGCUUCCAUUUGUUACACUUUAUGAUGAUGAAUCUUUCCUACAAAAAAUAUUUGAAUUUGCAUUAAAAAAAUGAUUGGCAAGUAAAA
Messenger RNA from Trematomus bernacchii (emerald rockcod), 3751 nucleotides. Its product is annotated as B-cell scaffold protein with ankyrin repeats-like. NCBI's taxonomy places the organism in Eukaryota, Metazoa, Chordata, Actinopteri, Perciformes, Nototheniidae. Gene Ontology annotation, biological process: B cell activation; negative regulation of phosphatidylinositol 3-kinase/protein kinase B signal transduction; negative regulation of B cell activation. The record is from RefSeq and is a predicted model, not a curated record. Gene Ontology annotation, molecular function: protein tyrosine kinase binding; signaling receptor binding.